Molecule: messenger RNA, 1714 nt
Organism: Manduca sexta (tobacco hornworm)
Lineage: Eukaryota; Metazoa; Arthropoda; Insecta; Lepidoptera; Sphingidae
Product: zinc finger protein 431
Exons: 10
Coding region: 158-1636 (492 amino acids)
Cellular component (GO): nucleus
Molecular function (GO): zinc ion binding
Source: RefSeq, a predicted model, not a curated record
UGUUUUGUCUAUUGUCAUCAGCUGUCAACUGUAUAUAUCUGAUACCUAUUAUUUACCAUAUUUUGGCGAUUUUGGCUUUGUGUUUAUUAAAUGGAAAUUCGCACAUUUCUUCUUCGUACAAUACUAAUUAUUUAAACCACGUUAAAUAGACUAAACAAUGGAAAUGUGUAGAGCAUGUUUAUCAACGGAUAGUAACAUGUUACCGUUGGAUGAAGUCCUUAUUGCAAAAUAUAAUUUGCUGACCAAUCUUAACGUUGCAAUGACGGAUGGUUUGCCACACUUAAUUUGUCGCAAUUGUUCGGAAACUGUAAAUCAUUUCAUUGCGUUCAGAGAAAAAUCAACAGUAUCCGAAACUACACUAAGGCAAAUAUUGUAUACAGAUGUUAAAAAAGAAAACUACCCACUUAAUAUUGAUGAUGCAAUAAAUGAAAAUAUAAUAAAGCAAGAAAUCAUAGAUGAAAUAAAAAAUGAAGAUGCAAUAUCAGAUGACGAAUAUGAACUGCAUGAAGAAUAUCAGUAUCUUGUGGAAGUUAAAUCUGGCCUGAUAAAUUCUAAAGACUCAAUAUCUAAAAGAUGUAAAGAAGAGAUUAAAGUCAGUAAGAAAUUGGAAAGCAAACCAAAAAUAAAAGGAUGCCCUAAAAUCAAGGAAGAGGAUGAAACAAAUUUAUUUUGUGGUAUAUGCACCAAAGUAUUUGAAAAUAAUGAUGAACUAAAAAAACAUUUGGAAAGUCACAAGAAUAGCAAGCAUUGCCAACAAUGUGAUGAAAUGUUUGAUGGUUGGUCACAAGUCCUGGGCCAUAGACUAAUACACAUACCCAGAAAACAAAAACGAUGUCAUAUAUGUAUGAAAAGAUUUGUAUCCUGUGUCUAUCUUGAAUAUCAUUACCGUAGUCAACAUGUGAGGGAAGAAGGGACCAAAUUACGAUGCAAGCAAUGUAAUACAUUUUAUGACAAUCCUAGAAAGUUCAAAAAACACAUGUGGUCAAUACAUGGUAAUAAGAAUUAUGUAUGUGAUUACUGCUCUAAAAGAUACAACAGCAAGACUGUAUUAAGAAAGCAUAUAUUAAUUCACAUGGGCACUAAAAAUUAUAUUUGUGAUAUAUGUGGUUUUAAAUCUAACUUCAUUGGUGGGUUGAAAGAUCACAAAAUAAGAAGGCAUACUGCAACUAAAGUGUACUGCAAAGUUUGUGAUAGGCCAUUUCAAAAUCAACAGGAUCACGAUAAACAUAAAUGUCAAAAAAAAAUUGUAAUGUGCCCUGUUUGUGGCUUACAAUUCAGUAGGAACAUGAAGUUAUCAAGACACAUGAAUGUCCAUACCAAUAUACCGAAGUACGAAUGCAACCGAUGCCCUGCUAAAUUUAAAUCUAGUUAUUCGCUGAAGGCACAUCAAGACCGCCACGACGGCAACCGCACGAAGCACUGUGAAUUCUGUCCUGCCAAGUUUUUUACGGGCUCUAGUCUUAUAAAACAUCGUCGGAUACACACAGGGGAAAAACCUUACGUGUGUAAAGUGUGUAGCAAAGGCUUCACUGGAAAUUACAAUUUAAAAGUUCACAUGAAGGUCCACGGCGAAUAUAAUUUAAUCAAUAAAAGAAACAAAGAACCAGAUUCAAACGAAAUUAUUUCCAUUUUUUAGAGUUUACUGUUGUUAUUUGUUACCAAUUGACGAGUUCAUUUUACGUAUAAAAAAUAAAUAUAAUAUGGUUAAAAAAAA